This is a messenger RNA of Pipistrellus kuhlii (Kuhl's pipistrelle), 1973 nucleotides long. It is a transcript of the gene CENPU, whose product is annotated as centromere protein U. Gene Ontology annotation, cellular component: nucleus. Bases 92 to 1366 code for a protein of 424 amino acids. NCBI's taxonomy places the organism in Eukaryota, Metazoa, Chordata, Mammalia, Chiroptera, Vespertilionidae. The record is from RefSeq and is a predicted model, not a curated record. The transcript has 13 exons.
UGCGCUCUUCCCGGAUUGGCUGCUCGGAGCGGCGCGGGUGUUGGCGGGAGGUUCGCGGGCUCCGCGGGCCGGUAGAGUGGCGGCGGCCGGGAUGGCCUCCGCGGGGCGGGUGCGGGCCCGGCGAGGCGCGGGUGCGAGAUAUUCCAAGAACGCUGCGGGAAGAACACGUUCCACGGGAGAUGUAAGUAAAAUUUUUCCAUUUCCGCGUGGUUUUCCUCGUGUCGGACAGUACAGAUGGCUGUGUGGUGGGAGCCUCGGCCACGGAGAGGUCCCGGGGGGAGUUCCACCAUCUGUUGUGAAAGCCGGCCCGCCCCACAAGCCCACUGAUCUGUAUGAUUUUUCUGAGAAUUCUGGAAUCUCGAGCAUGGGCAGGAUGAGCGACAAUGAGAAAGAUGAAGAACCUUAUGAAUCCUUUGAGCCGCCUCUGCACAGCACUGCGAUCUACACCGAGGACGCCCAGCUCUCCGAGCACUCCGGCUCCUUCAUCCCUCCAGCCCCCCGAGGAGGAGCAGCAGAAGGAAGUUCGAACACUUCUGAAAUUGAAGAAAGCGAAAACGAGUCUAUAAAAAUUAGUGCAAAAAAGCGAGGAAGAAAACUCAAGCCCAUCAGUGAGUCGGAAAGCUGCAGUGAAAGGGAAAAACCAGCAGAGAAAGCAGGUAGCCAACAACCUGAAGCUGCGUCGUCUUCAGAACUUUCAGAGGAACCAGCCGAACUUGGCACUUCUAAAAAGAAAACUCAGAAAAAGAAGGCAUUUCAUGGCAAAAGAAAGAAAUCAAGAAGUGAAGCCCUGGACUCAGGCAUGGCUGACUGUGCACAUGUUUGGUGUCUAAAAGGAAAGAAAAGCAGUGACAUCAUGGACUUAGAUGUUGUUUUGUCAGCAUUUGAGAAAAUCCUCCCCGAGUAUAAACAAAAAAUAGAAUCUAAAAUUUGCAAGGAAGCAGUCGGCAAAUUUCAUUCUAGUAUGAAAGAAGAACUCAUCAAAAUGCUUGCGGAAGUCCAGAUGUUGAAAACUCUGAGGAGGAAGAAUGCUAAGACGAUUUCAGACAUUGAGAAGAAAAGGCAGCGUUUGGUUGAAGUCCAGGAUGAACUGCUUUGUUUAGAACCACAGCUGAAACAACUGCAAACAAAAUAUGAUGAACUUAAGGAGAGAAAGUCUUCUCUGAAGAAUUCAGCAUGUUUCUUAUCUAAUUUAAAGCAGCUUCAUCAAGAUUAUUCCAACAUUCAGGAGAGACAACCAAAUGUAAAGGAAACGUAUGACUCAUCCAGCCUUCCAGCGCUGUUAUUCAAAGAAAGAACUGUUUUAGGAGCUGAGAGCCACCUGCAAAAUAUUAACCAUCAAUUGGAGAAACUCCUUGACCAGAAAUGAGACCUGUCUGCUAACACGUGCCUGCCUGGCUAAAGAUGAGUCCCACACCCCUGCUGCCUUCCAAAGCUCCUCCUUGUUGCAGCCACACUCGGGACACAUGUCAGAAAGUGAAUGUGUCUAGUUGUUCAGGCUGGUGUGUGGCCGUGUCACCAGUCUGACUGGACAGUAGUUGAGAGGACAUAAUUCACUUGCCAGGUUAGUGUCCUGAGUGAUAAGUUAAAAUGUUGACGUUGACACUGAAUCCCAGUAGCCAUAGACUUUUAACCUAUACAUACACAAACUUAAGCAGAUGUGCAUACAAAUUAAUUCUGGUUAAUCAGUAAGAGAUUUCUACUGAAUUUAAGUACACUGAAUCUAAUUUUCAAUAAAAAAUCAAGAAUUGGAAUGCAAAGUGAUAAAACUUAGUUGAUGUAAACAGAUUUAACGAGUUACUGUAAUUUAAUGUCUUGAGUCAAAUUACAACCUGGUUAUAAGUGUCCGUAGCUAAUUUAGCUAUUCUGUAAUACUUCCACAAUUACUUCGUCAGGAAUUUCAUCCACUCCACCAUUAUAACUGGGAAGACUGUUCUCUGCAGCUUCUGCUAACUCAGCAUCUUCAGUCGCUUCCA